AUGUCCCCAACACAGCCUGGUCCAGGGACGCCGUCAUUUCCCGGAAACAGUCCCCACCAUGCCUCCGCUCCACAGGGCGUGUCGCUGCCGCCGUUGCGACACUUGUCGCAGACUCCGCCUAUGCCUCAGUCUGACAGACGACAGGGUAACCCGCUGGGUGUGCACUCAAUGCUGAACCCGCAAGCGGAACUGGCAGAACAACAGCGGAGUCGCAGGAGGAGCGGGUCGCAGAUGGAAUCACCCUCUCCUGUGGAGACGCUCCUCUCCAACAGUCUACCAUCCAUCAGCCGACCGCCGAGCGUGGGCUCAGCCCCCGAUGAUGCCAGAGCGUUCCCACCGCCGGGAAGGCCACCGGUAAGGCAUAUGCUCAGCCCCAGGUCGCCAGGUGUGCGCCCACCACAGCCUGUGGGCAUGUUGGGGCAGCCAACGGGUACGAUUGAUGCCAUCCACUCGCCUUUUGUUCCCCCGAGCAACAGGGGCUAUGGAUUGGAUCCCCUACCAUCACAAACCAGUGCUCCAACGCUGCCACUUGGACCGCGAACGACCUACUUCUCCCCUAUGCCGCCAACAGCGCCGACACCUCCCCCAAGCGUGCCGCGUAACGAGAUGCGACGACCCAGCCUCAGCUUCCCACAGUCCGGAACAGCGAGCCCCAUACCCUCCUACUCGCCCUUCAAUUCCGCUGCUUCGGUGGCUUCUAGCCCCAGCCAGUUUGAAACUGCAAGCCAACAAGGCGUCUAUGGAAGCCGCCCGCCAAAUCCCCCGAUUGCCAUGGAGACGGAGCGCGCCGGGUUGAUCUCGAUGCAGCCGUCAGGGCAGAAUACAAUUCAGAUGAUGACCAUCAAGAAUCAGCAUGGACAUGACGUACAGAUACCCGUCGACGUGCAGGCAGCAUCCAAAGUGGCCGACGAGAAGCGGAAGCGCAAUGCGGGCGCCUCGGCUCGAUUUCGCGCACGUCGCAAGGAGAAGGAACGCGAGGCGUCCGAUCGCAUAUCGCGCCUGGAGCAAGAGCUGGCAGAGGCGCGAGAGGACGCUGACUUUUACCGCAGCGAGCGCGACUUCUUCAAGGCCGCUGUACUGGAGCGAGGUCCAGCUGAGCAUCACCACUACGCCCGUCCGCCGUCGCCUCGCCUUCGACGGCCCUCGGCCGCUCCCUCGUCCACUGCCGGCGGCUCAGUGUCGUCCUUUUCUGGCUACGAUGACGCGGAGCCGCUCGGUGACGGCGACCGCAACGUCCGCCGUCGAACCAGUAGCUAUCAUCCUGCAUCCGGUCCGCCGCCCCCACAUACGAAUGGCUCCGGACCCCAUCCGAAUCCCGAUGCGGGGCCUCCGCCUCCCCCGCCGCCAGCCUCGACGCAACCGCCUCAGGCCUUUGACCCGCGGACCCAACGGCCUCUCCCUGACCUCCAGCUGCCUCCGGCUCACCGACCUGUCCUUCGAGACCCAUUUGCGCACGAUGCGGGCCGCUAUGAGGGUGGGAACUGGGGUCACGGCUCCAAUCGCGGGUAG
Westerdykella ornata is the source of this 1509-nucleotide messenger RNA. RefSeq lists its product as uncharacterized. Gene Ontology annotation, biological process: regulation of DNA-templated transcription. The record is from RefSeq and is a predicted model, not a curated record. The transcript has 2 exons. The coding region runs from base 1 to 1509 and encodes 502 amino acids. Lineage: Eukaryota; Fungi; Ascomycota; Dothideomycetes; Pleosporales; Sporormiaceae. Gene Ontology annotation, molecular function: DNA-binding transcription factor activity.